AUGAAGUUUCUUUUCUUUAGCUUAUCUUUUCCUUUAUUCUUUUGCAUGUGUUGCUUUUGUUUUUCCUCUUAUUAUAUUUUUUGCCCUUGUGUUGUUUGCGAAAUUCCACUAGAUUUGGAAGGAGACAGCGACUUAUUGCGGCGGUGCUACGGAUGGGAUGGACGAGUUAACGGAAUACAUGAUGAGAGUAUAAUGAAGAAAGAGGCAACAGAAGGGUGUUUUUUUUCGCUUUUUUUUCUUAUUUGUUUGUUCUCUCCACUUGAAUGA
Trypanosoma brucei brucei TREU927 is the source of this 267-nucleotide messenger RNA. RefSeq lists its product as hypothetical. The record is from RefSeq and is a predicted model, not a curated record. NCBI's taxonomy places the organism in Eukaryota, Euglenozoa, Kinetoplastea, Trypanosomatida, Trypanosomatidae. Bases 1 to 267 code for a protein of 88 amino acids. The transcript has a single exon.